Messenger RNA from Hermetia illucens (black soldier fly), 2364 nucleotides. RefSeq names its product insulin-like growth factor-binding protein complex acid labile subunit. The transcript is spliced from 4 exons. Lineage: Eukaryota; Metazoa; Arthropoda; Insecta; Diptera; Stratiomyidae. The record is from RefSeq and is a predicted model, not a curated record. Gene Ontology annotation, molecular function: protein binding. The coding region runs from base 580 to 1812 and encodes 410 amino acids.
AACGGAAGCCUUCAGUUGCCAAAGAGGCUUUGUAAAAGCGAAAACCUUUUCCGCGAUAGAAGGCAUCACUCCCUGAGCUUAAUUUUCGUUCGCCAGUCGUCUUCAAAGUCGUGGCCCGUGAUAGUCGAAUACAUAUUAUAAAACGGACAUAUAACAAUGGUUGUGGAAACGGAAAGAGUAUAUACAUAUUAGCAUCUGAAGAUUAUUUCAGUAAGCUUAUGAAGCGGAAGAAGGAUGUUCGAAGUUCGGGAAUAACGCAGACCAAGUCUUUGAAUGUCCUGUUUUCGGCGAAUUCCCACGGAAUUCAGUUUUCAAUGUGCGGCGUUAGAUUUUGCAAAGCCUUUGCCAAGCAGGAUUCGCCAUUGGAAGCAUAAACAGAAUGAACAAUGUGUGGUACGCGUUCUAUAGACGACACGGAUACUUUCGUUCGGAUUAAGUUCUCUGAAUGACGGAUGGAUCAUCGUACUGUGCGGCUCGUAUUCAUUGCUUCCAAUGCAAUGGUCCUAGUUUGAUGGUGAAGUGUUGUAUGAAUAGAAAAUUACGCUCGAUAUCUACAAAUAAUAUCCACCAAACCGUGAAAUGGUCAAUAUUUGGUUGCCGAUUAUGAUUAUUGGAUGCUUUUGGAACUUUCGACGUUCAGAUUCGUUAAUAUCAUGCCCAACCGAGUGCAUAUGUCUCUCGCAGACACAGGUUCUUUGUAAUACAGGCGGCCUGAAUCAAAUACCACUGCAGAGUCUUCCUUCUACUGUCGAGAAUCUUGCCCUCACCAAAAAUAACUUUCCCAUCAUCAAAUCGGAUUCGUUUGCAGGUCUUCGAGCGCUAAAGAAGCUAUCGUUGGACGGCAAUAACAUUACGAAAAUCAAACAAUUUGCAUUUCGAGGUUUGCCCCGCUUACGUGAGCUCUCCAUCCAGUACACACCACUACGAACAAUAUCGCAAUUUGCUUUCGCCGGCCUCCAGAAUAUUUCGACAAUCCUUUUGAGUCAUAAUCAAAUCGCUCGCAUAGAGUGCAAUGCAUUUGCAGGAACGUCGAAUGUGAAAUUGAUUCUACUAUCCAAUAACCCCAUGGUCAAAUUGGAGGCGUCAGCAUUUUCAGGGUUAACCAACGUUGGACACUUGAUCCUGCCGUCUGGCAUCCGUGAAAUAGAACAAGAUGCAUUCUAUGGUAUGGAUACCGUUGGACUCUUGAAACUUGCCUACAUGGAUUUGAAGGAGUUACAGCCGUACACUUUCAGAGGAUUAACCAAUGUGUUAAUUCUCACACUACAGGAGUCGGAUUUGGGAACGAUCUGUGCAAAUGCUUUCUCAGGAAUGUACCAAGUCGACACUUUGCAAAUACUAAACAAUAAAAUCGAUGCCAUAGAAGAGCUCAAUUUUACGUAUACAAAUCAAGUGAAGAAGCUAAAGUUCACUGGAAACCACUUAUUAGAAACCCCCGAUCCAAAUGCAAUCCUUUUGGAUGGAGUCGAGAAUUUAUCAGUCAUCAACAAUCACUUUCCCUGUGGAUGCCACAUCCAUACGUUGUUAGACUCCGCAUUGGCAAAUGGAACCUACCACCAAAGUCAUUUUCUUUCAAAAAAUUUCUGCAUAUCUCCGCUAGAAGUUAAUGGUCGACCAAUGAGUGAUUUAGAUUUAUUUUCAAUUGGGAGAUGCCAGGAGCAAGUCACUCGUGAGAAUUUAGAGGCAUCGCGGACGUCCCGCCUAGGGUUUAGAGCGUCUAUUUAUCUUCAAAUUCUAGUCGGCGUUCAUGUUGCUCUCAUCAUAUGUUUGCUGAGCUGUCGAGCUUACAACCUAGAUAUGAAAUUUAGAUGAACAUCGUUGUAAAAGCCUUUUCGAGUCAGCGUGCACUAUGUAUCGAAGCAGCAACUGGACAAGCGGGUGGCCAAUGGCUGCACACGGUAUGUUCAGGCAAAUUCGAAGCGGACUUCGGAUACUUGGGUUGCACGUCAGUUUUCAACGAAAAGUAGCGCACGUCCUAGAGCUAUUUUUACUCAAAAUGCAACAGCGUUGCUGAGAAUACAUAUACUAGACAAGCAAAAUACAGAUUGAAUUGAAGUGGACAGAGUGGAGAUAGGUCGCUUCAGAGGCGAACAUUGAAAAGGGUCUGAAAAGAAAUGAUUUACGAAACAAUGGAGCGGAGAACAUAUCACUAAUAUACUCAACAGCAGCCUCUAGUUACGGAAAUAUAUGGCUAAUUUGCCUAAUAUUUAGGCUGUAAUCGGAAAGCACUUUCAUUUCUAACGAUUUGAACUAAACAUCCAUUAAGAAAAUUUGCAGAAAUUGUAUUUCGUUUAUUGGUGCAUAUAAAUCCAAAUUAAUGCUCAAUUGCAGUACGUUUUAGACAUCUACCUUCAUGAACUGGAA